Molecule: messenger RNA, 1776 nt
Organism: Nerophis ophidion (straightnose pipefish)
Lineage: Eukaryota; Metazoa; Chordata; Actinopteri; Syngnathiformes; Syngnathidae
Product: voltage-dependent calcium channel gamma-5 subunit-like
Exons: 3
Coding region: 644-1000 (118 amino acids)
Biological process (GO): neurotransmitter receptor transport, postsynaptic endosome to lysosome; neurotransmitter receptor internalization; postsynaptic neurotransmitter receptor diffusion trapping
Cellular component (GO): postsynaptic density membrane; AMPA glutamate receptor complex
Molecular function (GO): voltage-gated calcium channel activity; channel regulator activity
Source: RefSeq, a predicted model, not a curated record
CUGUCUUGGAUCCGCUUGAACUGAACUCUCGCGGCUGUGUUGGAGCCACUAUGGAUUGAACUUUCACAGUAUCAUGUUAGACCCGCUCGACAUCCAUUGCUUUCGGUCCCCUAGAGGGGGGGUUGCCCACAUCUGAGGUCCUCUCCAAGGUUUCUCAUAGUCAGCAUUGUCACUGGCGUCCCACUGGAUGUGAAUUCUCCCUGCCCACUGGGUGUGAGUUUUCCUUGCCCUUUUGUGGGUUCUUCCGAGGAUGUUGUAGUCGUAAUGAUUUGUGCAGUCCUUUGAGACAUUUGUGAUUUGGGGCUAUAUAAAUAAACAUUGAUUGAUUGAUUGAUGUUUAGGGCACGUCCAACCGGUAGGAGGCCACGGGGAAGACCGAGGACACGUUGGGAAGACUAUGUCUCCCGGCUGGCCUGGGAACGCCUCGGGAUCCCCCGGGAAGAGCUAGACGAAGUGGCUGGGGAGAGGGAAGUCUGGGCUUCCCUGCUUAGGCUGUUGCCCCCGCGACCCGACCUCGGAUAAGCGGAAGAAGAUGGAUGGAUGGAUGGGUUGUUAGUGAGACUAACUUGUUGCUUGUGUGCUGCCUGCAGGUCUCUCUCUGGUCGUCGGCCUCGUCUUGUACAUCUCCAACAUCAACGAUGAAAUGUUAAACAGGACCAAAAGCAACGAGGCCUACUUCAGCUACAAGUACGGCUGGUCCUUUGCCUUCGCUGCCAUCUCCUUCCUCCUCACUGAGACGGCGGGCGUGAUGUCGGUGUACCUGUUCAUGAAGCGCUACACGGCGGAGGAAAUGUAUCGGCCCCACCAAGGCUUCUACCGGCCUCGACUCAGCAACUGCUCCGACUACUCGGGCCAGUUCCUCCACCCGGACGCCUGGGCCGGGCGUGGCCGCAGCCCCUCCUCCAUCUCCUCCGAGGCGUCCCUCCAGAUGAACUCGUCCAACUACCCCGCCCUCCUCAAGUGUCCCGAGUACGAGCAGAUGUCGUCGUCGCCGUGCUGAAACACAGGAUGAAAAGAAACUUCCGCUGAUGCCAAAGGAAGACGUGGCGAAGGGGCCACCUUUAUUCACGACCACCUCCCACUGCAACUUUAGGUGGGGAGUGUAUUACUCGCGCAGACAAAGUGUGGAGAAAAUUAAUAUAAGUGAGUCAAAAAUACAAUUAUUGGCUUCUAAUGGAAAGUACGUGUGAUUGUAUUGUAUAGAAGGAAAUACUGCUAUUUAUGGAUAGAUAUUUUUGUAAUUGAUGCCCUUAUUAUUGUUGGCCAUGUGCCAAGAAAGCUACAAUAUUGAAUAUCAUCAUUUCACGCAGCAUUAAUAAGUAAACAUAUCACACAAUCAUGUUAUCUUAGUUCACUUUAAUAAUAAAUAGUGUUGAUAUUUCAUUGUAAUUUAGUGGCAUGAUGUGGAUCUAUACGCUAUGAAACAUGUCUUUACUUUGUAUUUAGUUCUGUAAGCCGGUUUAUUCAGCAUUUGUCUAAAAAUAUUCAAUAUUAAUAUACCAUACUUGCAUUACUGUCAACCAUUGAUGAAUCAUGUUGACAGCAUGUUACUAGAAGGUCAUGGUGUGUACUGUAUAUACUUGUACUUUGACCUAUGUUUUGUUGUUGAGUAGAAUAAUAUGUUCAUGUUAGCUCGGCGUCUCACGGACAAUGUGAGCUUUUGCAAUAUAUGGACGUGUAAAGUACUCAGAAGGUCGUCACAGUCCAAAUGUACAGUAGAAAUAUUAACCGUGUAUUUUUACAAUGCAGUUUCCUGAUGUUCAAUGUAAACGUACU